This is a messenger RNA of Merops nubicus (carmine bee-eater), 1224 nucleotides long. RefSeq names its product lateral signaling target protein 2 homolog. Gene Ontology annotation, molecular function: metal ion binding. The annotation marks the transcript as partial. Gene Ontology annotation, biological process: negative regulation of epidermal growth factor-activated receptor activity. Gene Ontology annotation, cellular component: early endosome membrane. The transcript has 10 exons. NCBI's taxonomy places the organism in Eukaryota, Metazoa, Chordata, Aves, Coraciiformes, Meropidae. The record is from RefSeq and is a predicted model, not a curated record.
CGUUCCGACCCCCGCCUGCUCUCCCAGUUCUUCUUUGCCGAUGAGAGGGUGACGCGGGUGGUGGCUGAGAUCAACGGGCUGGAUGCUGACCUGGACCCGCAGCAGUACCUGGUGCUCCUCAACCAGCUCCACCUCAGCCAGGCUCACUUGCUGGCCAUCCUGGAGCAGAUCAUGGAGGAGUGCAUCCCCAUGCAGCGGCACAGCCGUGACUACCUGGUGAAGUUCCCCGAGGAGCUCUUGGUGGGCAACCUGGGGAACCACACGCUCUUUGCCGCCGAGUGUCUCCUGGCUGGGACCUUCCUGGAGGUGGAGGAGGUGGACGCGGCGCAACUGCGGCCCCAGGCCAGGAACCUGCUGUGCAGCCUGGAGCUGGUGCGGACUGUGCUGCGGGAGCAGAGCCUGAGCCAGCCUGGCUCCUACCCAGAGCCCGUCCGGGCUGUGCUCGUCCAGUUCGACAGGCUCUUCGCAGAGUUCGAGCUGAGCUAUGUGUCCUCACUGGUGGUGGUGAAAUCUCCUGAGGAGAUCUACAGGCAGCAGGAGAUCAUCGUGCUCUUCUGUGAGACGGUGGAGAGAGCCCUGCGCCUGGGCUACCUGACCCAGGAGAUGAUCGAUGGCUAUGAACCACUCCUGCUGUUCACCAUCCCUCGCCUGGCCAUUAUCAGUGGCCUCCUCAUCUACCCCGAGGGUCCCCUCAGCCUGGAACGGAGCCCUGAGCAGAUGUCCCAGGUCUUCAGUCCCUUCUACAACCUCCUGAAGAAGAUCAGGUACAUGAUGGGGGAUGAUGGGCCUCUGCACUCCCAGGUCCCCAGGAGCAGCCCUGGGCUCAAUGCCACCCUAGGUGCCCACUGCUUGGAGCUGCGCUCCCGCUACAGCAGCACCAAGGACAUGCUGCACACCCUCUUCGUCUGCAUCUCAGGCGUGGCAGAUCAACUCCAGACCAAUUUUGCCAGUGACCUGCGGAGCAUCUUGAAAACAGUCUUCAAGAUUGUCACCUCGCAGGCGGAGCCCUCGGAGGAGCCGCGUGCCAGCCGUGAGGGUGUGACGGCCCACUGGGCGCCGGCCCCACCGAGGCUGCCAGGCCCCGGAGGACAGAUCUUCUGCGCCCGCUGCUCACCGCACGCCGCGGCGCUGCCGCACUACAACCAGCCCAAACCUGUGCGUGUCUGCACGCACUGCUACACUGCGCACCUCUCGCCCGCGCUCCGGCGUGCCCGGAGCCACUGA